GGAUUGUAUAUUGAUUGUAGUGCCCCCUCUCCCUCUCUCUCACUUCACAUUUCUUCACAGGGUUUCAUUUGAAUUGAAACUGGUUCGGACUUCGGAAGGGAGCCGUAAAAAGAAGCAGAGAAGAAAUGUCGAGAAGGUGGAAGAGGAAGGAAGAGGAGAACGCUUCUGAUGGAGAUUCCGAUGGGGCGGGGCCGGCCAAGAAGACCUUCAAGAAGGGUUCCGACGAUUCCGAUGGCAUCGUCGUUUGCGAGAUUUCGAAGAAUAGGAGAGUUUCAGUGAGGAGUUGGCAAGGGAAGGUCGUGGUGGACAUUCGAGAGUUCUACGUCAAGGAUGGAAAGGAACUGCCCGGGAAGAAAGGUAUCUCUCUAAGCAUGGACCAGUGGAAAAUUCUUCGGGAUCAUGUAGAUGAAAUUGACGACGCAGUUGCUGAAAAUUCUUGAAACAGUUGGAGAAGGUAUGGUUAUACCCAAGGAAAUGGGAAGAAUGUAGCUUAAAGACAUGGGUAUGAAAGUUAUGUGGAUAAUUUGUAAUUACAUAGCAAGUAAUUGUACUCGCUAACUGGAUCAAGCUGCUUUUGUGUAAUGUAGUUAUCUUGCGGGGCAACUAAGGACUUGCUUUUAUGUCUAAGAAAUCAAGCUGCUCGCCAGUUAGGGGCUUGAUUUUAGAUGCAUCACUACUGAUUGCUGUAUUAUUCCCUAAGAAAUUGAUUGAGAAAUGUGCUAAACAGAUCAAAUGGUUACUAAUGAAACCACAUGCUUUCAUGGAUAUCUGUAUAGAAUUAAGAGCCCAUUAUCUGAUAGGUUUAACUGUUUAAGAGAAUAAGAGCUACCAUCUUGCUUGGGUUUU
Nelumbo nucifera (sacred lotus) is the source of this 846-nucleotide messenger RNA. RefSeq names its product RNA polymerase II transcriptional coactivator KIWI-like. Gene Ontology annotation, molecular function: DNA binding; transcription coactivator activity. NCBI's taxonomy places the organism in Eukaryota, Viridiplantae, Streptophyta, Magnoliopsida, Proteales, Nelumbonaceae. The record is from RefSeq and is a predicted model, not a curated record. Gene Ontology annotation, biological process: positive regulation of transcription initiation by RNA polymerase II.